AUGCACAAAUUUGUGAAGAUAUAUGUGGUGGAUUCAGACCGGGGGCUGCAUAGUAUGGAUGUCAGUUUUAACAAUGUGCUGGAAGGGACAGUGCGCCAAUACUUUAUGGGAUUACCAAAGCCGGCACAAGAGAGUACCGGUCAACAAAUGUGGCCUUCGGGAGCAUCAACCGAGGAAGGAACCCCUGCGCUUUCGGGGGCUCCGACUCCAAGUUCACGGCCACCUUCCGCUGCCGCUGCACCGCCAUUAACGGCUGCGCCCACGAUAAUCGCUGUGCCCCCACGACCACCAUCGGAGCCACUUGAACCAGAACCACAUAUCAUUCACAAAGCUACAGUUAUGCGUGAAGCAGCAGAAAAACGAAGAGAGCGAAACGAGAUAGAGGAUGAGGAGGAGAACGUCGGAGGAUUGUCACCACCUUCGCAUAUAAUACGGAAGCCUUCUACUCACACCUUGCCAUCACCGGCACCGGCUUCGGCGGUGCCCAGUCCGUCCCCAGUUCGUCCACCUUCCGCCGUGUCCCACUUGUCCACGCCGGCAGCAGAACAAGCAGAUCCAUCCACUCAAUAUCGAGCGUCUAACCACAGGGUCCAAACGCCCAUUGGUAGACCCGCCGAAUUUGCGAAUAGUCGUCCUGCAGACCACCAUUCUAUAUCGCAUCCUUCAGAAACUUACACACGUUAUCAGUACGAGUCAAGUGUAGUUGAGAGUGGAAGAAAUUCACAUGGGCCACCAAUCGCCGUCCCUCAGGCUACAGCCCCCCGACAGAGUCCUCAAACAUAUGCAAGGAUAUCAAAUAAAACGCCUCAGCACGCUGUAAACCGUUUGACUGAAUCUUCUGCACAUCAUCUACAAGUACAGCGCUAUAAUGUACCAACACAAGUCGCAACUCCACAUAACGACAGGGUACCACCGAUUCAUCAUCCACAUUUACCAUCUACAAAAAGACUUACUCCGCUGGAAAGUCGGGCGGCGCAAGUAUAUUCAUCCUUACCACAACGACGAGAAACCGCGUCAUGUGUUCGACCAUCAUCACAAUAUGAAAGGCAAGCGGUUUUGCCGCAACGAAAAUAUGAUCCACAACAAGUAUACUCUGGAUAUCGACCCACGUCUGCUGGGCCACAACAUAUUCCAAAUAAUAGAGUGGAAUCACAUCACCAAGUACAAUAUAAACACACUCCCGUUGAUGUGGUCAGUCCACAUUACGCUAUUCGUCCUCAUGAUCGGGUUCAGGGAACAUCACAAAUGCAAAGUCAUGAUAUUGCUAGACUCCCGCCGCGCAUUGAUUACGUAGGAAAAAGUAGAUCUGUGGAGAGAAGUAACUAUCCCUAUGCUGCAGCAUCGACGUCCUCUGCUUCGUCAGUAAGAUAUGCACAGAAUGGAAAUAUUCCACCAGUUCAAAAUAACUCGACGGUGCAAUCUAGAUCGUCAUAUCGCAACGCAGUGGCUCCAAAGACGAACUAUGAUUUUGCAACAUCUAAUCAUGUUCAAAUAUCUCCAUCCCGCUCUACCGCUAAACCUGGUUACCCUAGUCAACAGGCCCGAAUGACAGUGUCAGUUACAUCUAUAGUAAAUCAAAUGAACCAAACUAAACAGAAACGAGAAUCACCUUUAGAUUUAUCGGUAAAAACGGUCAAAAAUUCGGCGGAUUCUUCGACCACCCAAGAUGAUGCAAUUGAUUCGGUUUCACUAAAAAAUGAUAAUCUUGCAUUGCAAAGUAGACCAACAUCAAGUACAAGAAAUGGUUCAGUUGGUUAUAUAGCAUCACAUAAAGUAGAUUUUUCACCUGAUUUUGCUCAAUAUAGGGAAAGAACAACAAGUCAGGGAUAUAAUUCACUGCCAAAUGUUCCUCCUCAAAUGCGUUACAACGGUGCAAAUGAUUCACCUCAGCCCGCUUACCCCGUAGAACCUCGGCACCAAGUGUACGCUGAUCGUAUUAAAUAUAACGGUUCAAUAGGUAGACCUGAUUAUGUUCCACGCAUAGAUCUUACGAGGCCAAAUGGUGAGGAUCGAUAUAACGAGAGUCGUAUGCGUGAUGAUAGACAUUUGAUCAUAGAAGAAAGAAAAAGACCAACUGGACCUAUCGUUAGUAACAUUCCCGAAAAAACCGUUCGAUAUGAGGCUUGGCCUCAGUCUGAUCGCAUGGAGCGAAUGAGUCAAUCAGCUCGCGAACAGCAUGAGCUUAUGAGUCGACCAGUGUACAGCUAUACUAGUCAUAAAAAAUUUGAAGCAUAUCAAAGUGAUCAUAAAAGAUCAAUAACAUCCAACGUGUACCGUGAACAACAUUCCGUUCACCACUAUCCUAUGAAUAUGUAUCCUGAAUCUGGUAACAGGGAGGCUAAUGAUUACCAUACUCACUAUCACGAAAGGAUGCCAAAUAAUCGUCAUAUUAUUCAGAAGAUUCCCAGUCAAACGCAUAGAGAUUUCCACCCCCACGUAAAUCAUAAUAAUAUACAUGCGCCAGAUAAAAAGAAAGUCUUGAGCAUAUUAAGGAAUAGCUUAGAAACCAAACAAACUGGAGUCUCAGAAACAUGUAAAUCAACAAAAGGCAUUCCUGAUCUCAUUGUUAUUGACGAUGUUGACGAUUCAGUAAUAGAAGUUACUGAUUUGACUAAAGAGGUUGAUGGCGAUAUAGCAACGAACUCGAGUCAUUUAAAUAUUGCAUGCCAGUCAGGUGCUAGUUUAGACUAUCACAUAAAAAUGCCUAAAGCAGUGGAUUCAUUGCCAAGAGAUUCAGACUAUCAGCGGUUUGAAAGUCGUGAUGCAAAAACACAUUCACCGGAGAAUGAUGUUGCUAGAAUAAGGACUAAGGCGGAACUUAAAGUUAUGCCCCCAAGUCACGAUAGUUCUUCUAAAAUGGAAAUGAAAGAAGAUCUAUUACUUUCCAAACAUGAAAAAUGUAAGCCUCUGCCUAAAUCACAAAAACAACAUCUUUUUAACCAAAUACGAGAAGAUAAUUUACGAUUGGAAUCUGUUAUUAAAAAUGAAAAGCCAAGUGACUCAGCUCCAGAAGUGAAAUCUGAGCCUAUGAAUAUUGAUGAAAUUGAAAAAGAUGCUAUGCUACAUAUCAAAUCUGAAACUAAUGAACCAAUAAUAAACUCUGGUAUAUUUCAAGCAAAAACUGAUAUUCCUGUGGAAGAAGUAGACAUGGAUUGGGCUAAUGCUUGCGAUAAUUUUAUGGAACAAUUAAAAGUUGGUUGUCACAAGAAAAAGUUAAUAAGGAAACGUAAUAGUACCUUAGAACCUCUGAGUGAAAAUAAAACUGAUCAUCUAGAAGAUGAUGAGACUUUUGGUUCGUCUCUCUAUCCAACUGAAUCUGAAAAAAGAGCCUCUUUUACAGAAUCAACUGUCAUUCAAAUUAAAAAAGAACCAGUUGAUGAAGAGGAACUGAAGUUAGAAAUUGAACAGUCAAAUAAAAAUGACUCUUCACUAAAAAACAAACAAAAGAGUAAACCAGAAAAAAGCAAAAACUUGAAAAAGAUCGAUAAAGACGAUAAACCACUUAAGUCAAGAUCUAAUCAAAAGGCUAAAAAUAAAUCUCUGAAUGAUGGCAAUUGUUCUUCGAAUAGCGCCUUAGUAAAAAAAGAAGCGGAAGAUGAAGUAGUAAUGAAGACCGUUAUUAAAGAGGAGUUAGAGUCUACUGAUGAUGAUGAACCUCUAAUUAAGAGCAAAAUAUUCAAACAAAAACAACUGGAACAAAGUGAUAACUUAAACUACCAAUUAUUAAAAGACUUAUCUGAAAAAUCUGCAUAUGUCAAACUAGAAUGCUGUGAUGAUCAAAUGACAAGUGCAAAAAAUUCUAUAGACACCACACCUAAAGAAGAAAAAGUAAAUAAAGCUAAGAAAACACGUCAAACAAAAUACAAAGGGAAAUCGUCUGAAAAUACGAAGAAAAUGAAAGUCUGCGACGAUUAUAGCUCGGAUAGUGACGAUACUUUAAGUGUAGCAAAUAGAUUAAGAGUCCGAAAAAAUGGUAAGACUGAUGAAGGUAAAACAAGCACAACUACACAAAAAUUAUGUGUCAAAUCUACACCUACCAAAAAGUUCGAUAGUUCCAGUGCCCAUAGUUCACCAAUGCGUAAGCCUGGUUUUGGUGACGGUUCUGAUUUUCAUCCGGGUUGGGAGGAAGAAUUAUAUAGAUAUAAGAGAUCUCUUCGCAUGCCUACGAGACUCAUUGCUAUACCAAGAGGGCGUUCUGGUGGACCGUUUGCUAAAGGAUGUAUGUCACAAUUUCAACGUGGUUCCACGUCUCUCCCUGAUUUAGAUCCCGUUCCUCUAUCUCCAGCCCCGUCAUCGGCACCAUCCGCCGCAACUGAUGAAUUAUAUAGGAGACCAGAUAAACUCAACUUGGACAGUGACCUUGAUUCCAAUUCAAGCUGUUCAGCUUUUAAUAAAUUACAGUAUGAUUCAGAAGCCUCAACCUCAACAGUUUUUUCUGCAACGAAAGCUAAUAAAAACAGAAGCUCUAUAGUCGACGUUCUAAUACAAAAAUGUGGUAAAAGAGAAGAAUCUAAAAAAAAGAAUAAGGAUAAAGAUGACAAAACACCGAAAGUUAUGGCAAAAUCUUCCAAUGCUGCAGAACUUUUACCAACGCCAAGCUUAGGACUUUUAAAAAAUGGAAAUAAGGGUAAUUUGAGCGCAAAGAAAGAAAAGUUUAUGGAGGAUAUUUUUUACUUAGGUGCUUUCAGAAAAGAAACUGUCAGUAUGUUUAGGACAGCAUUUAUUAAAGAGACUGACGGGCUUAUCGGUGCUACGGAAGAAUUUGCUCCGGUUGUUUUGAAGUCAAGAACACGUACUGAGAGUAGAGUAUUGAAGCAACGAGCUACUAUUAAAGAAAUUUUCGGUGAUGAUAGACCAGCUUCAGCUCCUCCGACGUCAUGUAGGGAAGAAUUGGCACUUGAAAAGGAGGAGGAACCGAGUGUCGUUAUUAAAAAAGAACCAGAUACUAAGAACAAUAUAAAACCGAAGAAAGUAAAGGACAAGAUGAAGCGGCGAUCUAGUUCAAUUAGAGAUGGAUUGAGGAGCACAAAAUCUUUGAAAACAAAUGAUGCUAAAGGAAGACUCAUGCGUUUGAAGAAAAGAAACAGUUUAAUGAAAAAUUUUGCUCAUAAACGAAGAAAAGACAUGACUAAUAAAUUAAAAAAAGAUGUAAGCUCUACAACCGAUGAAAAAGAUAAUAGCAAAGAAGAAACUACCUUACCGAUUGCGACCGAGAACACUACUAAAAGACGACUGAAACGUCUCUUUGGCAGGAGAAAAUUCAGUUCUGGUUUUGAUUACAUCAGAAAGAAGAAGAAGAUAAUAAGACGCGAAGAUAAUGCUCCAAAGAUACGUCGAGCUGCACCUAAACCUAGUCCAGAGUCCGUUCAUGACAUUCAAAAAGAAAUAAAAAGUUGGUUUAUCAACAAAAGUAUCGGAGAAACCCAUUUACAUCGCGCCGCGAGACUCGGUUUUACCGACUGUGUAGCGUAUUGCUUAGAGAAAAUGGAUUUGAACCCAUCAGCGAAAGACAAUGCAGGAUUCACGCCUUUACAUGUGGCUUCAGCUAGAGGUCACGUUAGAAUAGCCAGGUUACUCUUACAAUACGGUGCCAACGUUUCGGCCGCAGCACAGGGCGGAAUAAGACCGUUACACGAAGCGUGCGAGAAUAGCCAUGUUGAAAUUAUAAGAUUGCUACUAUCGUACGGCGCCGAUCCAUUACUAGGAACAUAUGCGGGACAAACUCCGGAAGAGCUAGCGGAAGGACAGUCAGCCAAACUGUUACAUCUUUAUAUAGCCGAUGUUCAAGGACGGGCCAUCGAGCCGUGGAAGUUUCCGACGCCCGCAGCAAUCAUAGAUCGUGAGGAGUUAGGUUGCGACCCGUUGUCAUCCCCUCCACCGGCCUCUCCGCCCCCCCCACAAGACACCACCAUCGAGAUACAAUGUACGGAGGCUCCUCUACCACCCUUCUACAGUUUACGAACAGCCACAGGCCAGCCGGCAGACGGGCUCUGGUGUCUGCUGCAGGAUAUCUCUAACGUACUACAGAUUAAAUCAAAGGAUAGUCUACUGAAACAGAUCCAUUGCGGGUCUGGGUCUCCGAGGGAGUUGCUUCGUGAGAUUCGUACCCAGGAGUUCCUUGAGCGAGCUCAGUGUCACCAGCUGCUGUGUGCGGGGGAGAAGGUCAACGUGCGAGCCUCAAAAGUCGCGCUAAUACGAGUCACUGACAAGCUGAGGCAACUGCUCAAGAUAGAAACCGUGCUCGUCAGCUGA
Molecule: messenger RNA, 6252 nt
Organism: Danaus chrysippus (African queen)
Lineage: Eukaryota; Metazoa; Arthropoda; Insecta; Lepidoptera; Nymphalidae
Source: the annotation of a GenBank genome assembly